Bubalus bubalis (water buffalo) is the source of this 2212-nucleotide messenger RNA. RefSeq names its product CLN8 transmembrane ER and ERGIC protein (gene CLN8). The record is from RefSeq and is a predicted model, not a curated record. Gene Ontology annotation, cellular component: endoplasmic reticulum; membrane. Bases 829 to 1656 code for a protein of 275 amino acids. The transcript has 5 exons. NCBI's taxonomy places the organism in Eukaryota, Metazoa, Chordata, Mammalia, Artiodactyla, Bovidae. Gene Ontology annotation, biological process: lipid homeostasis.
CCCGCGCCCCCGCCCAGCCCGCACCCUUGGUAUCGCCCACAGCCGGGCGGCCACGCCCCCGGGCGCGCAUGCGCAGCGCCGGGCGCGAGGGUCUUGACACAUCGUUGCUCGGGUGGGCGCUGGGCAGGGCCGGGUUCUCCUACUGGUCCUCGUCUCCUCGACGAUCUGAGAGCCCCAGCCCCGCGCUGAGGAUCCCCGCGCCCACCAGGUGCGGCCAGCGGUGCUUGACGGCCAGGCCUGGACUGUGGGGGCGGGAUCCGGCUCGCCCGUCCUCAGGUGAGCAUGCAGAGGGACAGUCGUCCUGUCCGCAGGUGGGCCGGGCAGUGGUCAGGUCGCUCCGGCAUCAGUUUUGGAUCAGUGUAGCCUCCAGUGAACGACGGGAGCUCACACCUGCUCUGGUGGCAAGACCCCGGUCCCCGGGACGGGGCAGCGGAAACCCUUCUCUUCAGUUUCCUAAGACGCCUGGUCCAGUGCAGGGAAGCGGCCGAAACCACCGAAUCUUGUGAAAGAGACGAAGUUUGUACAUAGAUUGAUUUCCCGAAGAAAAUGGAGGCCUGUGGUGCAGAGGCGGGCUUUCCAGCCCCGGAGCCCCUUCCCCUCGGCUGUGGGGCCUUGGCUGCCCAGAAGCAGGGGCUGCAGUGGGGUGACUCCAGAGCCCCCCAGGAUUGAAAGAGCAGGGGGUCCGUGCUCCUGGGUGUGGCUGUGCAGGGGGAAGCAACAGUGACCUCGAGCUGGGGCCUGAGGGUGAGGACGGGCGCAUGAGGGUCUGGGGGCCACAGCCCUGGUGUAGCGUGUGGACCCCGGCCUGGCUGAGACGACGCGGGCAGCAUGAGCCUCCUGGGUGCUGGUGCCCUUGACCUGGACUACACCUCUGGGCAGGUCCGCGGGGCACUGGCGGCCGCCGGCUGUGCCUUCUACCUGGGCGUCUUCGUGGUCUGCCACCGGCUGUCCUCCUCCCUGAACGCCACCUACCGCUCGCUGGCAGCCCGCGAGCAGGUCUUCUGGAACCUGGCGGCCACACGCGCGGUCUUCGGCAUCCAGGGCACCGCGGCGGGGCUGUGGGCGCUGCUGCUGGACCCCGUGCUCCAGGCCGACAAGGCGCUCGGCCAGCAGGACUGGUGCUGGUUCCACAUCACCACGGCGACCGGCUUCUUCUUCUUCGAGAACCUCGCCCUUCAUGUGUCCAAUGCGCUCUUCCACACCUUCGACGGCUUCCUGGCUGUGCACCACCUCUUUGCUUUCCUGGGGUUUCUCGGCUCUGCGGUCAACCUCCAAGCCGGCCACUACCUGCCCAUGGUCACGCUGCUCCUGGAGAUGAGCACGCCCUUCACCUGCAUCUCCUGGAUGCUGCUGAAGGCCGGCUGCGCGAACUCGAGGCUCUGGAGGCUAAACCAGUGGGCCAUGGUGCACCUGUUCCACUGCCGCAUGGUGCUCACCUACCACAUGUGGUGGGUCUGCCUGGGCCACUGGGCCGGCCUGGCCCACAGCCUCUUCCCGCCGCACCUGGCACUCUUCGUGGUUGGCCUGGCCCUCCUCACGCUGCUCAUCAACCCCUACUGGACCCGCAAGAAGACGCAGCAGCUGCUCAACCCCGUGGACUGGAACUUCGCGCCUGGCACCCCCAACGGGCCAGCACAGCCCAAGAAGGCCAGGUAGCAGCCUCGACCCCCAGCCCGCGGCCUGCGGCCGCCCCCCAACACCAACUCCAGGCGUGCAUGCCCGCCGCGUGGCGCUGGAUGGCCCAGAGAGCACGUGCCCAGGGACAGCAUCCCGCCCGGCCUGUGCGCGGUCUCCCCAAGAGGGCCGUGGGGCAGCCCCCGAGGCGUCCCUGCGACCUGCUCACGGCCCUGCUCGCGUGGGCAGGAGAGAAGGGCCCCAGGUCGUUACCCCAACACCCGCCGAGGGGGCGUCUCCCCGGCGAAGCUUAUCCAAGCGAGAAUUUUGCUUCCCCUUUGUGAGGCUCUGCUGACACUGGAGGGAGAUGCGAGUAAUCACUUGUCUGGAUGUGAGAGCUGCUUUUAACCAGGUGUGCAGCCAGCCCGUUACUCCUAAUCGCUGUGGGUUUCGAGUCAGGGAGCCGUCGGGGGGACCCGCCUCGCGGUGCUGGGCUGCAGGCCGCCACCCUCACGUGUUGGCCCCACAGUUUGACUGACAGUGCUGACAUCUUUUUCUUGCCACGAAUGUGCAAUUAAAAUGAAAAGCUUGUAUCUGU